Pectinophora gossypiella (pink bollworm) is the source of this 648-nucleotide messenger RNA. Its product is annotated as chymotrypsin-like elastase family member 1. Bases 1 to 648 code for a protein of 215 amino acids. The transcript has a single exon. Gene Ontology annotation, biological process: proteolysis. Gene Ontology annotation, molecular function: serine-type endopeptidase activity. NCBI's taxonomy places the organism in Eukaryota, Metazoa, Arthropoda, Insecta, Lepidoptera, Gelechiidae. The record is from RefSeq and is a predicted model, not a curated record.
AUGCCCAAUGAGUUCCCACAUCGAGUGUGUACCGGGACUUUGAUAGCUAAGAAUUGGGUGUUGACAGCGGCGCACUGCCUGGCGCAGACAUUGACCCGGAUAAGGUUCGAGGGCUCACACUUCCCACCGGGACAGUACAGCAGAAUACUGAAGAAGAUCCCACACCCCGCCUACAGGAAGUACUUCAGAAACGAAUACUUCAAACACUUCUACUCUGUUAAUGAUAUAAGCCUGUUGCUAGUGGAAGUCGUCCACUUGAAAUCUUACGCGAAACUAGCAGCGGUGUACUACAAGAAGGUUCUGGGGCUGCCGGUGAAAUGCUACUCGUUCGGUCUGACGGUCAUAGACAAGAAGGAAGUGCUGAGGGAGCACAACGAUGGAGUAAACGCGGUCCAGGAGGCCGAGGGCAACGUAGUGACUUGCAAAAACCCUGAUCACUGGGGCCCAGGGAUCUGCACGGCUCCUAAAUGCCACUACAAAUUCAACAACUCAAUGGGAGGUGACACGGGAGGCCCUCUCAUCUACGAAGACCAGAUCCUCGGAAUAAGCAGCAUCAAAACCUCUUUGCCGAUGGAUCGCUACACACCAAUUAGCUUGUAUUUAGGCUGGAUUACGGAAAUAAUAAAGAAAAAUUAUAAUGCGUUAUGA